UCACGAACCCAUAUGCGUCUCGCUCUCCCCCAUUACCCCUCGCAUUGAGUUGGUUUCCUCCACGCAAAGAGAACUCACUGUGUUCUUCCUACCCUCGAAGACUUCUCAUACGGAAAGUAAAUGUUGCUGGAGAUAUAGGCUUCCUUCCAUCAUGUUUGCCUCAGGGAAAAUGAAGGUUGCAAACCCAGACACAGUUUGGAAUUGUUUCCACCUUAAACUGGAAUUAGUUUUUGGAAUGCUAAGGAGUUUAGAAGGGUGGAAGUUCCAGCAAACCAAGUUAAAAAAAUCCAGCUUUGAAUGUGUUGAUAUAGUAUGAAUUAUAUGUAGUUAUGGAAGUUAUUUCUUGUGAUUUAUUGGAGGCAGUUUCAAGUUAUCUCUCCUUAUCGUUUUUCUACGUCAUAAUAAUAUAUGGGCUGAGGUGCACAUUUCAUGGGAGGUGUAGAGGAUGAAGAACCAGCCACGAAACGCAUGAAAUUGUCAUCUGAACAAUUGAGAGGUCUUUCCAACGGUUCAUCUUUUAUAGAGCCCAUAUCUGGCUCUUCAAGUGACUUGAUGGCUCGGCCCCUAUCAUCUGAAGGGGACGAAGAAGUUGUUGGUACAAAAGGAGUUAUUAAAAAGGUGGAAUUUGUCCGCAUAAUAGCCAAAGCAUUACGCUCUCUUGGUUAUACAAAAAGUUGUGCUCAUCUAGAGGCAGAGUCUGGGAUAUCCUUACACUCCUCUGUGGUAGGUCUGUUUACGCAACAAAUACAUGAUGGCAAUUGGGAUGAAAGUGUUGCCACAUUGUGUAAAAUUGGACUACUGGAUGAACAUAUUGUUAAAUCAGCCUCUUUUCUUAUUCUGGAACAGAAGUUUUUUGAGCUUUUGGAUGCAGAAAGGGUCAUGGAUGCAUUGAAGACACUGAGGACUGAGAUUGCACCUCUAUGCAUUAAUAAUAGUAGAGUUCAUGAACUUUCUUCCUACAUGGUUGCCCCUUCACAGUGUAAUCUAGUUGGGUCUCGCAGUCAAGACACUGUGAGGUCAAAGUCUCGGUCAAAGCUACUGGAGGAAUUGCAGAAACUGCUUCCCCCAACAGUUAUGAUACCUGAAAGAAGGUUGGAACAUUUAGUUGAACAGGCACUUCUUUUACAACGAGAUGCUUGUAUUUUUCACAACUCUUUGGAUAAGGAAAUGUCAUUGUACGCUGAUCAUCAGUGUGGUCGAGAUCAGAUUCCUUCUCGAACUUUACAGAUAUUACAAGAGCACAGUGAUGAAGUCUGGUUCUUGCAAUUUUCACACAAUGGGAAAUACUUGGCUUCAUCAUCAAAUGAUCAUUCAGCAAUCAUAUGGGAGGUUGAUGUGAAUGGUGGAGUGUCUUUAAAGCAUAGACUAUGUGGUCAUCUGAAACCUGUCUCGACUGUUUCAUGGUGUCCUGAUGACCAUGAGCUACUUACCUGUGGACUGGAGGAGAAUGUCAGGCGCUGGGAUGUUUCUUCUGGUGAGUGCCUCCAGAUUUAUGAGAAGGUUGGUCUUGGCCUGGUGUCCUGUGGAUGGUUUCCAGAUGGCAAACGGAUUUUCUCUGGUGUCAAUGACAAGAGUAUUAGCAUGUGGCAACUAGAUGGGACAGAGCUGGAGUGUUGGAAGCAAAAAACUCUAAGGAUAUCUGAUUUGGAAAUAACGAAUGAUGGAAAACAGAUUAUAAGUAUAUGUAGAGAAACUGCUAUACUAUUACUUGACAGGGAAGCAAAAGUUGAAAGAUUGAUUGAAGAGGAUCAAACAAUAACCACUUUUUCUUUAUCGAGGGAUAAUAAGUUUUUGCUGGUUAAUCUUGUAAACCAAGAAAUCCACCUCUGGAACAUCGAAGGUGACCUCAAGCUUGUUGCCAAGUACAAAGGUCACAAACGCACCCGGUUUGUGAUUAGAUCUUGCUUUGGUGGACUUGCAGAAGCUUUUGUUGCCAGUGGUAGUGAGGACUCACAGGUUUAUGUCUGGCACAGAGGCUCAGGUGAGCUGAUAGAGGCAUUGGCAGGACAUUCUGGUGCUGUUAAUAGUGUGAGCUGGAAUCCGGUGAAUCCCCACAUGUUGGCAUCAGCUAGUGAUGACCGUACGAUCCGGAUAUGGGGCCUAAAUGAACUAAGUAUGAAGCGCAAGGAUCCACAUAUCAAUGGCAUCCACUAUUGCAAUGGGGGAACAUGAGAAAGAGACCCAAAGAAAGUCAAUUGGUUGUAAUUUCUUCCCUCUCAAAUCAUUGCUUUUGUGUAAAUACUUUUAUCACUGUUGCAAGCAGACAUUUAUAUCAAACAAGCAUGUGGAUUGUGCAACAAGUUCCUUAUAAUAAAUCUACCAUUGCAUUUUUAGCA
Molecule: messenger RNA, 2336 nt
Organism: Corylus avellana
Lineage: Eukaryota; Viridiplantae; Streptophyta; Magnoliopsida; Fagales; Betulaceae
Product: WD repeat-containing protein 26 homolog
Molecular function (GO): protein binding
Source: RefSeq, a predicted model, not a curated record